AUGGGUGAGCUCAGUCUCUCGGAUUCAAAGCCUUUGACCGCCCAUGCUCGCUCUACGUACGACUCCUGGGCGAGAUUGAAAUAUCAUCUAGCCCAGUCGACCGUGGUUCUCGACGGGCAAUCACUCCAGAUUCCUGAUCUCGUCGCCGUUGCCAGGCAUGGCUCCAAAUCGGUGCUUGACAAGUCACCCCACCUCAUUGCGAGGAUAACCGAGAGUGUCGAAAUGCUCCAGCGCCACCUUGACAGGGGCGACCUGGUAUACGGAGUUAACACCGGCUAUGGCGGUAGCGCUGAUACGCGGACCAAUGAUGUCGUCUCCCUUCAAAGUGCUCUUAUUCAACACCAGCAAAGCGGAAUCAUCUCCAGUAACGACACCGGAAGGCCCUUUCUCGGCGAACGCCAGGGCGCUCUUCACCACGUCGAUGACUACGGUACCUUGUCCAUGCCUACCUCCUGGGUCAAAGGCUUGAUGCUUCAGCGUGUUAACAGCAUUGUGCGUGGUCACUCGGCUGUCUCCCUUCCUGUCAUCGAAGCCAUCAUGAACCUGCUCGAGCACGACAUCACUCCGGUCAUUCCGUUGCGCGGAAGCAUAUCCGCUUCCGGAGACCUGCAGCCGCUUUCCUACGUUGCCGGCGCCAUUCAAGGCAGCCCGGACAUUUUUGUGCGCGUCGGAACUCCCUCUCAGGUCAUGCCAGCCAGCGUUGCGUUGCAGUCCCACAACCUGCAACCCGUGGUCCUUGCUGCUAAAGAGGGGCUUGGGCUGUUGAACGGCACAUCUGCCUCCGGUUCCGUGGCAUCACUUGUGGUCUACGAAACCAAUCACCUGGCCCUUCUUACACAGACACUUACUGCCAUGGCUGUGGAGGCUCUCAAAGGGACUGCCGAGUCCUUCAGUCCUUUCAUUGCCAAAGUACGGCCACAUAGAGGUCAAGUAGAAGUUGCUUCAAACAUCUACGGCUUCCUCCAAGGUUCUCGCCUAUCAUCUGGCCUGGACGGCGAGAAGGACAUGCACAUGGCCGGGUUGUGUCAGGACCGCUACCCGUUGCGCACCUCAUCCCAGUGGAUAGGGCCGCAGCUUGAGGAUCUUCUCCUUGCCACCGAGCAGGUGUCAGUGGAGCUCAAUUCAACUACCGACAACCCAUUGAUGGAUGUCAAUACCGACCUUAUUCACCAUGGCGGCAAUUUUCAAGCAGCUUCCAUCACCUCAGCCAUGGAGAAAGUUCGCGUUUCAAUCCAGAUGUUCGGGAAGCUGCUUUUCGCCCAAGGGACGGAGCUUCUCAACUCCGGCUUAAGCAGAGGUCUACCUCCCAAUCUCGCAGCGGAUGACCCCAGCCUGAGUUUCACCUGCAAAGGAAUCGACAUUAAUCUGGCCGCCUACAUGUCUGAGCUCGCGUAUCUUGCCAACCCCGUGAGCAGUCAUGUGCAGAGCGCCGAAGUUCACAACCAGGCCGUGAACUCGGUAGCCCUCAUCUCAGCCCGCUACACUUUUCAAAGCAUCGAAGUCCUCAGUCAGAUGUGUGCGGCUUAUCUCUUUGCCCUCUGUCAAGCUCUCGACCUCCGAGUCCUUCAGUCAAAAUUCCUCGAGGAGACUUACGAAGCGUUUAACGAUAUUAUCAUCAAAUCUCUCACUACCGCUGAUCCUGAUCAAGCAAGCUCCGUUGACCCCAAGGAACUUCAAGAAGAAGUUUGGACCGCAUUGAGGGACAAGUGGAACGCUUCACCCAACGAGGAUCUUGCGCCUCGUGCAGCCAGCACCGCCCGCGCCGCCGCCAUGACAUUUUUGUAUCGAGCCCCCAACGCUUCCAUUCAGGCUCUUGCUUUCGAAGAGUCUAUCAAAAAUGUAUUACAGCAGAAGUUUGCGGACCUGCGCACACGAAUGUUUGAAGAAUACAUGGAUCUCACCCCUGAUUACCUUGGUCAAGCUUCGAGGAAGAUGUAUCGCUUCGUGCGUGUAGACCUUGGUGUCCCUUUCCACAGAGGCCUAGUGGAUUGCCCGGAAUAUGGGAGCCGGCAGUUUGGUGAUGGGAGCGACACCAGGAAGAAGAUGACGGUCGGCAGCUGGAUCAGUGUCAUCUAUGAGGCGCUGAGAGCAGGAAUUUUGCACAAGCCGGUCAUGGAGGCGCUUGUGGAAAACGGUGUCUGA
Diplodia corticola is the source of this 2142-nucleotide messenger RNA. RefSeq names its product phenylalanine ammonia-lyase. Bases 1 to 2142 code for a protein of 713 amino acids. The transcript has 2 exons. The record is from RefSeq and is a predicted model, not a curated record. Gene Ontology annotation, molecular function: ammonia-lyase activity. Gene Ontology annotation, cellular component: cytoplasm. Lineage: Eukaryota; Fungi; Ascomycota; Dothideomycetes; Botryosphaeriales; Botryosphaeriaceae. Gene Ontology annotation, biological process: L-phenylalanine catabolic process.